CCAAAAUGAAUAAGAUGUUGAAGCUGUGUGGAGUUUACAAGAAGAAGAAUACUAGUACACAUAGUUCACAAGAAGCAGAUGCUCUACCAGCUGGUUAUGGUGUAAGUUAUUUAAAAGCAAAGCUUUAGAUGUGUAUUUAAGUUAUUUAAAAUCAACUAAUAAUAUCUUUCUUGGUAGGGCUUCUAUGCGUUCUUCUCUCAACAAGCAGCAACAUGAAAAUCUGCUUUGGAUUUGUAUUUGAGUAUGUCAUCAAGUAUUGGAAGGACAAUUCAAACCGGUUUAAGGAGUUGUCUCGAAUGGUAUUUGAUGUCCUAUGUAUCCUAAUAACAACAGUGUCGUCUGAGUCAUCUUUAUUGUGGGAAGUCGCGCGCGUUCUUAGCAAAUACAGGAACCGCCUUCUUCCAUCAAAUUUUCAAGCUUUGAUCUGUGCUAGAAACUGGCUUCGUGGGUUUUGAAGUGAUUGGUGAGUUUGUUGAAUUUAUAAUCGAGUUUUUUAGGUGAAAUUAUUAAGUAACUUCUCUUGUUUUGUAGCUGGAUGCGAUUUGGAUGAGGAAGAUGCCUUAGAUGAGGAAUCAGAAGAAAGUGGAAGGAAGAAGACCCGACUCAAUUACAGGUAUAAUCACUUAGAAUUUAUGUUUCUGUCACUUCUUGUUUUAUGAGGAAGGAGAAGAAACUGAAUGAAUGAUGGGUUUUAAUAUCAUCAGGAGAAAGAAUGAUGGGUUUAGUAUUCUCUUUCAGAUGGGUUUUGUUUGCUUUUUUGUGUUGAUGGCUUUCUCUGAUUUUGUUGAUGAGUUUCUCUGAAUUAUCCGUGCUCGCUUUAGGCAUGAAUUGCCUCAUUUUCUUGUAUCUGAAUCGUGGACUUGAGAUAUGUAAUUAAUCAGUGUCUUGUUUUUUGUUUGCAUAUGAAGUCUUGCCUUUGUAUGUGCUUGUUUUAGACAUCAAUUGCCUCAUUUUCUUGUAUCUGAAUCAUUUUGUCUUUGUAUGUGUUUGCUUUAGACAUGAAUUGCCUUCUUUCUUUGUAUAUGAAUCAUUUUGCCUUUGUCUGUGUGCUCACUUUAGACAUGAAUUGCUUCUUUUCCUUGUAUCUGAAUAUUGGGUUUGAACUAUGUAAUUCAUCAGUGUCUUGUUUCUCAUUUGUAUAUGAAGUCUUGUUUCUAUUAUUAAUAACACAUCGUCUUCUGUUACAGGCUUUGACGGUGAUAAUAGAAGAAGCCGAGAAGAACAAGAAGAAAACAUAACUGAAAUUUAAUUAUGUAUAAAUGAACUUAACCUACGGUUUGGAGUUCGGAUUAUGUAUAAAUGAACCUAAUUUAUGCUUUUACAUUAUGUACGAACCUUGUUUAGGCUUUUGGAUGAUAUAUGAAUUUUAUCUAUGCUGUUGAAUUCUAUAAAACAUAGUGAAAUUAUGUUAAAUAUGAACUUUGAAUGUUAAUUAACACUGAUUUUUUUAAAUUGGAUCCCGUGGACAGCCUAUUUGGAAUGGUCAUUUUGGGUUUGGACAAUUUGGACUAAAUAUAAUUUGGGCUUCAACAAAUAAUGUCUAAUAAACUGAUUUGUCCAUAUAGACAUACUUAUUUGGACAUGGACACUCCAUUUUACAUCUCUAUGUGGGAUGAAGUUCUCUGGAUGUUGAAAACACUAAGUUUUUGGGUUUAAUUGGUUUCGAUUGUUGCAAAUAAGCAGAUUUGGAGCUUUCUAGUUGAAGUGUUCCAAAAAAUGUCUUGAUUAUAAUAUGUCUGAGUGUCUUCCAUUUCUAAUUUUUUUCCCAUUUCUAAUUAUCUGAUGAAGAAGAAGAAGAUUCAGCAUCUCUCUUAAGGGAUCAACACAGAAAGAUGGUAGCAGUGAAUGCGGCGUCGCUGAGGUGUAGAGAGGAGGCUGAAUGCAAUUUUGGUGGAGAGAUGAAACGUUGCCGGAGGUAUUGAAGCGGUGUCAUACAAACACAAAAUUAAACACAUGUUUAUCAAAUUAGAUUUAGUUUAGGUAUGUAAAACACGUAUCUCUGUAAAAUUAGUUUGGGUUGUAUCUUAAGCUGGUAUGUUCUGCUACAUUUGAAUCCAUUAGAUUUUAAUUAGGAAAAUUAAACCAAAUAACCUAAAAAAACUAUUUAUUAUUCACAAAAUAACCAAAAUUCCAAUCUUUUUUCCUCUUUUUUCUUCUUAUCUCUUUCUAUUAUACUACAAAACUAAUUUCUUUUUCCUUUUGGUUAUUUCAAAAAAAUUGCUGACAAAACAAUACGAUUAAAAUGAUUUAUUUCUAAAAAUGUGACGUGAAAACUCCCCCUUUGUUUUUUUUCUUUUUUGUCAACAUAUUUGAUUUUAUCAGCCCAAUGGGCAAUAAUAUAGAGAAGAGAAGCACAUGGAGAUUACAAAAGACCAUGAAAACUCCUCUUCCUCCCCCCUAGUCUCCCGAGCACGCAGCCGCCUCUGAUUAUCGUGAACGGCCGGGGAAAAUUACGAUAAGGACAGAUUGGUAAAAGUGUUACAGUCACUGUGAGAGAGAGAGAGAGAGAUGGGUAUGGAUUACUACAAUAUACUGAAGGUGAACCACAACGCGAGGGAGGAUGAUCUGAAGAAAGCUUACAAGCGUCUGGCCAUGAUCUGGCAUCCCGACAAGAAUCCUUCGGCAAGGCGAGACGAAGCAGAGUCCAAAUUCAAACGGAUCUCCGAGGCCUACGACGUUCUCUCCGACCCUCAGAAGCGCCAGAUCUACGACCUUUACGGCGAGGAAGGCCUCAAAUCUGGCAAAAUCCCCUCUUCCUCGGAGGCUUCCUCCUCCUGGAGAACGCCGCAGUUUCACCACCAGCACAGGCCGCAUCCGCCGAACGCCGCGUCCUUCCGUUUCAACCCUAGAGACGCAGAUGAUAUCUACGCCGAGAUCUUUGGUUCUGAAGGCGGAGGAGGAGGACACAGAACGUUCAGGAACGGUCAUUUCAACACGGGUCGUAGCAGUGAGCUUAGGAAAGCUCCAGCUGUUGAGAAUCCCUUGCCCUGUAGUUUGGAGGAUCUCUGCAAAGGUGCCAAGAAGAAGAUGCGCUUAUCCAGAAACGUUUACGAUGCUUCUGGUAAAAUGAGGGUCGUGGAGGAAAUAUUGCCCAUAGAAAUAAAACCAGGUUGGAAGAAAGGCACGAAGCUCACUUUCCCUGAGAAAGGCAACGAAGAGCCUGGAAUCAUACCGGCAGAUAUCAUCUUCGUGGUUGAAGAGAAGCCGCACCCUGUUUUCAAGCGUGACGGAAACGACCUUGUGUUCAGUCAGGAGAUCACUCUACUUGAAGCACUCACUGGUAAGUCUAUUGACCUGAUCACGCUUGAUGGAAGGACCCUCAUGAUCCCUCUAACCGAUAUCAUCAACCCUGAUCACGAGAUUGUGGUUCCGAACGAAGGAAUGUCUAUCUCUAAAGAACCUGGGAGAAAAGGUAACCUGAGAUUGAAGCUUAACGUGAGAUAUCCGUUGAAGCUGACGGCGGAGCAGAAAUCCGAGCUGAAGAGAGUUCUUGGUGGGGUUUUAUGAAGAAGUUAGAUGAUGAAUGUAGAUAGCCAAAAAACGUAGAGGAGAUGAUAGAUUUGUGAAUGUUAGGAUUGAUUCUUCUAAGGGGGCUUGGAUUUGAAAGCCGAAGAUCAAACACACAAGCUUUGCUUUUACUUAUCUUAUUUGCAAUUAGACACUUUCAAUUUUUUUUUUUUUAAUUUAUUUAUUUGAUUUGGUUUCGAGGCCUCUAUGUUAGUGUACUCCAGAGUCGCAUUGAUGUAUGCUUUGUUACCUAUUAAUCUUACUAAUAAAAAUCAUCUGUUCCCCACUA
Brassica rapa (field mustard) is the source of this 3796-nucleotide messenger RNA. RefSeq names its product dnaJ homolog subfamily B member 1. Lineage: Eukaryota; Viridiplantae; Streptophyta; Magnoliopsida; Brassicales; Brassicaceae. The record is from RefSeq and is a predicted model, not a curated record. Gene Ontology annotation, molecular function: protein-folding chaperone binding. Gene Ontology annotation, cellular component: cytosol.